ACAGAAAGCUUGAUAAGUGAACAAGAUAGCACAGGACAUUCAGCUGGUCUGGACGACCAUGGAGUCACAAAAGAAAGUAGUUUAAUCUGUGGGAAUAAAGUUUGUCUGUCACACUUGCUCGAUCUUGUUAUUGUAUUGAUGGCUGCCGCGGGAAAUUUUACUACAGCAAACAGCGAAGCAAGCGCGGAGCCUAAAGACAAAACCGACGAAGCUGAUUUUGAAAAUACCGCGAACCCGUUCAAGGCGUUUUCCUUAAGGUUAUGGAGAAGGGGAGUUAAGAGUGCUGGUCUGUUAAGAGAUAAAACAAAAACAACAGUUUCUGAACGUGACACGGAAGAAAACUGCAAGAAUGAUGCUGUUGCCACGUGUGAUGGUAUCUAUGAAAACAAAGAGGAAAAUGAAAUUCGACAAUGUGGAAGCCAGCAGGUAGCAUCGAAAUCGUUCACGGGUAAAGAAGUGAAUGGAAAAAACAAUAAUUUAACGGAGAAGAGAUCUUUGAGGAGUUUACCCUCAUCUCUGGGGAAUGAAAACUUUGAAAGAACCAAAGAGGCGAGUGGAGACAACAAUUCAGUCCAAGCCUCGCAGCAUGCGCAGAAGAAACAGAGAAGAAAGCUCCCACAAUUGAAAGAAUCUUUUGCAGGGAAGACUGCAGAGGAAAAGGGGGGGUUAACGGUCUCAGUCAAGAAAUUGCAAAUGGAAACCGAAACUCUCCGGAACGAAGCGCAAGCUCUGAGGUCUCAAUUAGAGGUACUGGUAAAGGACAACAAGGAUGUAAAAGAUUCUUUAGCAAGCGAAAAAACGGAAAGAGAGAAUGCAAUACAGAAAUGUAAAGAACUUCAGCGAAAAUUAGAUGAGCACGAUAAGGGAUCUCGAGAGCGUGCGUUUUUGCUCAAUUCUCGAUUAGAGCGACUGCAACAUGCUAAACUGGCAGCUGACCAAGGCUGCCUAAAGUUCAGCCUCAGACAAGAACGUUUUGAGGUGUACGAAGAGCAAGCGACGCUACUGUGCAAGAAGUCAACAGAGAUUGUUAAAAAAGAACUGGAAGAAAGACGCGGUUUGUACGCUGUUGAACAUCGCACAUUAGAUGACUUGCCUUCAACUGGCGAUGGAUUAACAAUGUACGAAGCACAUAGAGAACUUCAAAACAACAUUGUGGAGCUCAUUAAGAGAUACAGAGCUGACUUAAAGCUACUUACAGGGACGAGAGACGGAGAAGAGAGAGAAAAUUCUGAAGAAUUCAUACGUGACUUUUAUGGAAAAGAAUCCAUCGGUUAUCUUUCUACCAUAGAAGAAAGGCAAGAUUCA
Porites lobata is the source of this 1305-nucleotide messenger RNA. The record is from the annotation of a GenBank genome assembly. Lineage: Eukaryota; Metazoa; Cnidaria; Anthozoa; Scleractinia; Poritidae.